UCUUCGGUUCAAGAGAACCUGUGGCACGCACACGGGAUAGGGAGAUGAACAAAGACGAGAGAACUGCCAUGCAGCUGCCACGUUAACUCUUGGGGUUGGGCAAAGGGGCAAACACACAUACAUGUCGGUAAACGACAGGGCACUCGAACGAGUAUCACGCUGUUCUAUGGCGUUCUAGCUUCCCUUAGUAAAGAUGAUGGAGGCUGAGGAGACCAAUAGGAAGAAUGCUUCCGGGUCGCCGUGUGCCCUGAUCUAAGAUGGCGGACGAGGCCACCCGGCGUGUGGUGUCCCAGAUCCCGGUGCUGAAAACGAACGCCGGGCCCCGGGAUCGGGAGCUGUGGGUGCAACGACUCAAGGAGGAAUAUCAGGCACUGAUCCGGUACGUGGAGAAUAACAAGAAUGCUGACAAUGACUGGUUUCGACUGGAGUCCAACAAGGAAGGGACCAGAUGGUUUGGAAAAUGCUGGUACAUCCAUGACCUACUUAAGUAUGAGUUUGACCUCGAGUUUGAUAUCCCGAUUACAUAUCCCUCUACUGCACCAGAGAUUGCUGUCCCUGAACUGGAUGGAAAGACGGCAAAGAUGUAUAGGGGUGGCAAAAUAUGCCUAACUGAACAUUUCAAACCCUUGUGGGCUAGGAAUGUACCAAAGUUUGGGCUGGCUCAUCUCAUGGCUCUAGGGUUGGGCCCUUGGCUGGCAGUAGAGAUCCCAGACCUGAUCCAGAAGGGGAUGAUCCACCAUAAAGAAAAGUAAUGUCUCUGUCUGAACUUCUGACGUGCUCGGCUCCUGCCUCCUUCAGCCAUCACCACCUUCAUCCACCCAGCUGAUACAGUGGGUCUUCUCUGCCUUUUGCCUUGAAGUUGCAGUGACUGGGCCUCUGGGUUGCAUUGCUACAAAUAAGCUUUGCUCCUACUCAGUCUGGUAUCAUUUGGGGACAGGGCUGAAAGUAGCUGGCAGACAUUGGGACCAUGAUUCCACCACUUCCCCACUAUUUGGAAAAGUAUCAGUAUCCUGAAGAAAUGCAACAUGAAAAGUUGUGUCACCUCCUCUGCUUGAGGCAGUAGUUAAGCCCUCCUUGAAUAAAAGCUGCUUUCCCUGG
This is a messenger RNA of Phascolarctos cinereus (koala), 1098 nucleotides long. It is a transcript of the gene UFC1, whose product is annotated as ubiquitin-fold modifier conjugating enzyme 1. Gene Ontology annotation, cellular component: cytoplasm. Gene Ontology annotation, molecular function: UFM1 conjugating enzyme activity. The record is from RefSeq and is a predicted model, not a curated record. NCBI's taxonomy places the organism in Eukaryota, Metazoa, Chordata, Mammalia, Diprotodontia, Phascolarctidae. Gene Ontology annotation, biological process: protein K69-linked ufmylation.